UCUUGCGCGAGUGUUUUUGAUAUUUGUUAUUGUGAGUAAAAAUAUUAUCAAUACAGAAGAUUCUUCCGUGAUAACUGUUACUGAUUAUCGGAUUAGUAGAGAUACAAAGACGCUGAAUAGCUAUAAAAUUACAAAAGUGGGUGAAAUUAAUAGUUUGCUCCAAAUUUAAUAUCAAUAGUCAUUGUGUAUAUUCAACUGCUUACGAAUUAUUUGGUGUUGUGUUCGUGUAUUGUAUUAUGUAAUGUAACGAUGAAAUCGAUUAAUCUCGGACGUAAUACAAGAAUCACCUAAACCACAGUACCCUUUAUUGUAUCGUUUAUAUCUGUGAAAUAAAUAAACAUUGUAAGAUUCGACACGUGGGUCUCUGUGAAUUAAAUCGAUAAAGACGUAAGCGUGCGCCAGUCUAUCAACAAGACUAUUCUACGUCAAGGUCACUUCAUAUAAACACGUGCAAUGUCGGAUUCUAUUUACAAUCAUGACUUUCUUUUUGAACCGAGUUUAGAAAUCAAACAGGAGUCUCCCUUUGAGUUAGGGACGAUGUCAGCAUCCGUUCCGAUACCGCAAAGGCGCACUGAUAUCUGUGACUUUAACUCUGACAUAGAUUUAUGUUUACAAGACUCUCAAGUUGGCUCUUUUCACAGUGUACCCACACUGUCUUACAGUAAGCUUUCCUUUGACACUGAAUCUCCAAAAAUGGAACCAUUUAAAAUGGAAGAUGAUGAUAUAUUCCAAGUGGAUAAAGCUGACUUGAUAUUGGGGCCAACUCUUGCUGAGCUAAAUGCAAACCCAGACACAUCUCUUGACGAUUUAAAUUUUGAAGACUUACUUUUGCCAGAAGAGAGUGGUUAUUGUAUACAAAUCGGUGGUGCUAUGAGUGGCUCAAAACGCACCAUGAACACAUUACAGACUAAUACAUUAAUGGCAGAAAGCCCUUGUAGUCCAUAUGGGCAUGCUCAACUUGCAUUUUCACCAUCCAGCCAACACAGCUCCGCAUCUUCAAGUUUUGUGCCACCAAUUAACCAGUUGCCAGAAUUGCUAUUGCGGAUGGACGGUUACAGUGGAGAAAUUGCUUUGGGGCAGUCUGUGCCUGCAUCAUCAGUCUUGCCGCCCUUUCCCAGUAGUGUUAAAACACACCAAGCACCACUCUCCUCGUCUGCCCCAACACAUCUGACAAUGGACCAGAUAUGGCAAAGGCGAGAGCCGCGGAAGCACUUGUUAUCCACCAGCUCCUUGGCAGAAGCAGGCUCAGUAUCUUCAUUGUCUGGUGGUCUACUUAGUCCAGGCACUGGGGACUUCUCACAGGAUGAGGAUGACAGAGAUAUUGAGUCAGAUGAAGACAGUGACAGAUAUGAGGAUCUAUCAUCAGAUGAUUCCAAUGAUGACUGUCCGGAAAGGAAAGAGGCAAGACAAAAUGCUAAAAGGGAAAGGUACUUUUGGCAAUACAAUGUUCAAGCUAAGGGACCUAAAGGGCAAAGGCUGAUCUUAAAGAAAAAAUCAGAGGACCCCCAUGUCUUAAACUCAGUUACAGACCCAGUGUUUAGUCCAAACUGUAAUGUAAAAGGCAUAAAACACAGCGGAAAGGCACGAAAGGGUGAUGGAAAUGACCUAACGCCUAACCCCAGGAAACUUUAUUUGAUUGGUUCAGAACUGGAUAAGUUGGGAAAAGUGAUAAAUGACAUGACUCCUGUCAGUGAAUUGCCAUUCAAUGUAAGACCAAAGACAAGGAAAGAGAAAAAUAAACUAGCCUCAAGAGCUUGCAGGUUGAAGAAGAAGGCACAACAUGAGGCAAACAAGUUAAAACUGUAUGGUUUACAACAGGAACACAGACGUCUGAUGAAUGGAAUCAAUCAAUUGAAGCAAAUUGUCAGUGGUCGAGUCACAAACCCUGAAAACAGUGUUGAUUGGUCGCCACAUAUCGAUGGUGUGGUUAAUUCAGCAACAGAGGUGAAAAUAGCCGGUAAAACUUCAGAAUUUGUUAAUACAAUAUUGGACAAUGUGAAAUCAGGACAAAAUAAUGGUGGUUUAACCGACAUUUAAAGGUAACACGAAUAUUAUAAACGAAAGGCUGUUUUAUGUACCUCCAAAGUUAUUUAGAGAAAAAAAAAUCUUUUUUGUCUUUCAUAUGAAAGCCUAAUUGUCAUAGACAAUUUUAUUUUUGUAUGAAUCAAAUGAAAUAUAGAAGAAAUAGGUGUUAUAAAGUCUUACUAUAGAUAACAAAAGGCAACUAAUAGGAAUGGUGAAAAUUCUCAUGAAAUCGUUUGUUAUUGUUUUGUCGUUUAGUAGACUUGUGUAUUGUUUCGUUAUGUUUAAUAUAGUAGUUUAAGUUAAUUAAAAAUAUAAGCCAAACGAUAAUAUUAGUAGUAGAAUAAAAUAAGUGCUAGUUUAUAGGAAAUUUGAAAUAAAUUUACCAUAUUGUUAAGUGGAUAGUUGUGGUAGAUUAAAACUCAUUGAUGUAGACAAAUCAACUUUUCACACUCAUUUUAAAAUCACAAAAAUUUAUUCUCUUCACUUAAAAAAACCAAUGUCAUUGGUAAAUUUAUGUCCGAUUGUAUGAAUUUUCCGGUUAUAAGAAAAUAGUGAAAUCUAUAUAUUUAUUCGAUAAAAAUAAUUAAUACUUUUUACGAGUGCCAUCUCAAAGACAUUUUACUAUAGUGUUUUAAAUAUUUGUUGUAAAUAAGAAAUCCCUUUUGACGCAAUUAUUAUUGUCACACGUAUGAUAAAAACUCCAAAAAAAGAUAACUUUGAUUCCUUUUGUAUUUAAACUAACAUUCAAACAUUAAUAAAAAAGCAUUUAGUCAUUAUACUGAAAGCAAAAUUUUAAUCUAAAAACUAUACAUUAGUUUUUAGAUUUAAAUUAGAUUUACUUUAAGUACUUAAUAUUCGUGCGUAAACCCGCCAAAAUGCGAGUUAAAGUCUCGUGCACUGAGGGUUCCUUCGAAGGAAACGUAUUUAUUUAAUUCAUAGGUAAUUUAAAACUUAGAAUUUACUGAAAUUCGAUUAAAACAAAAUAAGUAUAGUCUUCGUAAAAUUUACAAAAACAUUCCUUGUUGCCAAAUUUUACGAUUGUAGGCAAAUGGAAGUCGGAAAUGUUUUGAUUUCCUAGCGAGUGCUACAUAGGCAUAAACGGCCGUAUCUUUUGAUUGCAUUUCGACUUCGAAAGUUUGAUUUACUACAGCCUCCAUGCUGAGCUGAGUUUUUUACAUUAAUUUUAACUCACCCCCCAUUCCUAAAAACAGACAAGCAGACAGGGUUUGAGGGUUCUUUUUUUCCUUUCAAGGUACGGAAACCUACAAACAAGCGUCUGUCUGUCUUUUCGAAGUUAUAAGUGCGUGUCAAUAAUAAGUCAUUUAAUAUCACUUGAAUUUUACGGUAAAGGAAAACAUCAUGAGUAAACUUGCAUUCCUGAGAGUUCCAUACCCGGCUAAGUUCGUUUUGGGCUUCUUGCCCAUGGGGGACCAUGGCGCGUUUGGAACCCUCGUAGCUUUAGUUUUAUGUUUACGAACAUGGUUAUCGCCAUCAUCUCACUACCGUUUACACAUUUUUCAUGUAAUGUAGGCAUCAUAAGUGCCAUCUAUGGGCGUAAUUGAAUAAAGAUAUUUUUGACUACAUAACGAUCUUAUAGCGUCGGAAGGUGCCGAGCCACACUGGGCUGACGUGGUGGACUAUGCUCUUCUCAUUCUGAGAGUAGAUCCGUGUACUGUAGUGGGCUGAUAGGUAAAAAACUGAAGUUAAGUACAUUAGCCUAAAAUUGCAUUAUAAUUAUUGUAAAUGAUGUCUUGCCAAAAGGGAUUUGUUAUAUAAAUAAGAUAUUAUUAAUAAUUGCUAUUCUACUUAGCAUAAUAAUGUGUCAUUGUGUGUAGUCAUCGUCAAGUUUGAACUAGUCAGUAUGUGCAUGUCAUUCGAUUUUAUUAUAAAGUACUGUGUAUACUGCA
Messenger RNA from Pararge aegeria (speckled wood butterfly), 3932 nucleotides. RefSeq names its product protein CREBRF homolog (gene REPTOR). Bases 454 to 2037 code for a protein of 527 amino acids. The record is from RefSeq and is a predicted model, not a curated record. Gene Ontology annotation, cellular component: nucleus. Gene Ontology annotation, biological process: response to unfolded protein; regulation of transcription by RNA polymerase II. Gene Ontology annotation, molecular function: RNA polymerase II transcription regulatory region sequence-specific DNA binding; DNA-binding transcription factor activity, RNA polymerase II-specific. Lineage: Eukaryota; Metazoa; Arthropoda; Insecta; Lepidoptera; Nymphalidae. The transcript is spliced from 6 exons.